AUGGCGCCGCAACAUGUUGAGAUCGCGGAGACUAUCGCUGCCAUCAAAAGGACUUUGCGCCGUGAGAAAGAAGCUCCCACUGACCAGACCAUCACGUCGGCCACGAACCGAGGAAAUAAAUUGAAAAGAGGUGCAAGCUCUGUUCAUGCCGGCGCUCUCCCCUAUCCACACGGUCCCGAGGGAUAUAAGGAGAAAAUCGACCACGCAGGGUAUUCUCGAUAUAUCCUGGAUCGCAAUCCUAAACGCUUCAACGAAUACGGCGACGAACUCGAGGACAGCGAGAGCGAUGCCGAGGCGGAUGCUGAUGCCGAAGACGAAAAUCCCUACUCUGGCAUCAAACUUGAAGAGCUUCUUUGCCCUUUGAAACACCCUUCCGAGCUUGCUUCUCAUCCUACUCUCUCCAUACCGUACCUCGAUGGUGCGCUUCCAGACCUAAUCGUCUCGGUCGAAACGAAACUGCGUCAAGAAAAGGCAAAUUUAUGGAGGGCCAAGAGUCUGAACAGACAAUUCAUGGGAGAUGAGGCGUGGGUGCCCUGCGCCAAUGUUGAAGGCCCGGAAGAUUUGGACCUGUUUGAACCAAAGUCCAAGCUUCCUCUUCAACACGCAGGCAAUAAGAGGAAGCGAGAUCACGACCACGAAAUUUCUCAAAAUGGUAUCAAUGGCCAUGAUUAUGCCGCCCAAAACGACCUAACUACCCGUCAAGCUGAUAACACAAUCGACGUCGACGCCGAGGCCGCCCGACGAUUAGACCAAGAGAGUGAAGCUGACCACAAGAUGGCACCAGCAAUCGAAGAAGCGACGAAAGAGCAAGCAAAGCAGGAAAUGGACGACGUACUAGCAAAUACGGAAGCCGGCCACCCAGAGCAAGCCAAACCCCUUCCAGCCGAGAAGACGAAGGAGGUUCCAAUUCAGGAUAAUGACAAAGAUCAGAAAGAAAAUGGUGACGACGAGAUGGAAGUCGACGAAAAAGGAGAAGAAGGCGGAGAAGAAGGACCAAAAGAGAAUGAAGCAGAAGAUCAAAGCAUGUCCGAGGAAGAAGAACAGCCGCAACCAACUCGAAGAAUUACACGGGCUUUAGCAGCGGAGCAUACGGCAUCCACCACUGCAAGCCCGCCCGUGUCACCAAACUCUACUACCUCGACCGUUGAUGCCUCGUUGCUGCAAGCCGACCCUCUGUUUCUCCUCCCGCCCUCACUGGCUGCCAACCACAGAGUCCCCAACAGUCUAUCGCGACUCGGCCUACCCGUCGAAGAGUUUCUCGAGACCCGCCGGUUUCUGUCCAUGUACAUCCAGAAGCAAGAAGAGACUGUGCGGGGGUUCGAAGCCGUCCUGGCCAAGUUGAUCAAGGCUAAGAGAAUGCGCGACAAUGUCUGGGAAUGGUGCAAGACCGAGGGCCACGUAGGUGAAUGGUCCGACGGCGAGGACUGGGUCGAUGCCGAGGCGUGGGGUCUGGAGCCAGAUGAGCUCAAGAAGGGCAAGGACGAAGAAGAAGUCGAGGGUCAAGAAGACACUGGUCGGAAGGGCAAGAGGAGAAGAAGGGAUUAG
Exophiala oligosperma is the source of this 1545-nucleotide messenger RNA. RefSeq lists its product as uncharacterized. The coding region runs from base 1 to 1545 and encodes 514 amino acids. Gene Ontology annotation, cellular component: Rpd3L complex; cytosol. The record is from RefSeq and is a predicted model, not a curated record. Gene Ontology annotation, biological process: negative regulation of silent mating-type cassette heterochromatin formation; negative regulation of rDNA heterochromatin formation. The transcript is spliced from 4 exons. Lineage: Eukaryota; Fungi; Ascomycota; Eurotiomycetes; Chaetothyriales; Herpotrichiellaceae.